Molecule: messenger RNA, 948 nt
Organism: Physeter macrocephalus (sperm whale)
Lineage: Eukaryota; Metazoa; Chordata; Mammalia; Artiodactyla; Physeteridae
Gene: FOXI2
Product: forkhead box I2
Exons: 2
Coding region: 1-948 (315 amino acids)
Biological process (GO): regulation of transcription by RNA polymerase II; cell differentiation; anatomical structure morphogenesis
Molecular function (GO): DNA-binding transcription factor activity, RNA polymerase II-specific; RNA polymerase II cis-regulatory region sequence-specific DNA binding
Source: RefSeq, a predicted model, not a curated record
AUGGCCGCUUACCGCGACGGCCCGGGGCCCUGCGCGGCCCCGCACGGCCAGGCCCGGGCGGCCGCGCACCCCGCGGGCUACGCGCGUGGCGACCUGGGCGCGGCGGGCGGAGGUGGCCCGCGCCUGUGGCUGAACGCGCCCGCUCUCAGCUCCGCGCCCUACGCGCCGGGCCCCGCGCCCGCGUCCGCGUCCCCCUACGGCGCCCCUGGCCCGCUCCUCGGGGCCCCGGGCGGCCUGGCGGGCGCCGACCUCGCGUGGCUGAGCCUGUCGGGCCAACAGGAGCUGCUGAGGCUGGUGCGGCCGCCCUACUCGUACUCGGCGCUCAUCGCCAUGGCCAUUCAGAGCGCGCCGCUGCGGAGGCUGACGCUCAGCCAGAUCUACCAGUACGUGGCCGGCAACUUCCCCUUCUACAAGCGCAGCAAGGCGGGCUGGCAGAACUCCAUCCGCCACAACCUGUCGCUCAACGACUGCUUCAAGAAGGUACCCCGCGACGAGGACGACCCAGGUAAAGGCAAUUACUGGACCCUGGACCCAAACUGCGAGAAGAUGUUCGACAACGGGAACUUCCGAAGGAAGAGGAAGAGGAGGGGGCAGGCGAGCGCGGCCGCACCCUCGGGUGCCCGGAGCCCGGGAGGAACCAAGGCGCCCGAGCUGGAGCCCCUGGGCGCCGCCUCCCCGGACCUGCGGCUCUCGUCGUCCCCUCCCGCGCCCGAGGCAGCCGCCUGCUUCUCCAGUUUCGCCUCGGCCAUGGGCGCCCUGGCUGGAGGCCUCGGUACCUUUCCCGGGGGCCUGGCGGGCGACUUUUCUUUCGGGAGACCCACGACGGUCGCCGCCCACGGUACCCAGGCCCCCGGCCCCGCGCUCGGCUUCGCCGCUGGCCGUCAGACGGCGGCCACCGGCUUCCGCGUCGGUCACUUCGUCUACAGUCGGGAAGGGACCGAAGUUUGA